UAAAAAUUGAGACAAGAGAGCUACUAUAAGAAAAUAAACGAAUGUUUAAAAACUGAAAAAAAAUGAACGCAAGGGGAGAAGGACAGAAAUAGGAGCAAAGGAGAAACACUGGAUUCCUCACCCUGUCAAAGCCCACUGUGCUUAAUGCAAAACACCAGGAGCUUCAUGAGGAACAGAUAAGAUACGGGAUGAGAUUUCUACCAGGGAACAGUCAGAUGCCAGCAGGGCUGAUAAUCACUUUCUCUCCUCCCAGGGGGGCGAGGCUGCUGUGUACAGAGAGGGGUAUCCUAAUUCACACUUCGCCCUCCACCCUCGAGUGGGACCUAAACAUAGCCAGUAGUUUUCUCACAGAAACUACUUGGCAUAACCAUUUUGUGCUUGUACCACAGGACCAGUUCAGUUACUUUCAUGAGUGCAUCUAUAGCUUGUGUUUCAUUGUUUGUCUUCCUGUUUAAUGUAUAAAACUAACUGUUACUAAUAUCUUUGAAGCACCUGAGGUACCCAGGAAGGCUGCUCGUGAGGAAAAAGUGUCUGUGGCCGCUGCCAAAGUUCCAGAGCUUCCAGCACCCAGAGGUACCUGUCUUCAUGGAAAACUUAAAAAAGGAGAUACCUAAUCUUCUUCUCCUUAGGGAUUUCCUACCCUUUCUUGGCUUGUCUAUGUUUCCAAACUGAGACUCUUAAGAUUAUGUGUGAUAGGUAAAUGAUGCUGCUCACGUGUGGUGGGUUUUGAGGUGACUGUCGUGAUGUUCCGUGUCUGUCUUGCCCUGAUUUUUUUGUUCCUACUUGGCACAUGUUUUCACCAAUGUAAAAUGAAACGCACUAAUAUCUUUGAAGUGCCUGGGAUGCCUGAGGCAGAGGUCCUGGAAGAGGAAGAAGAGGAGGAAGCAUUAGAAGAGCUGGCACCAGUUGCUGAGCCUGGAGAGCCAGAAGCUCCUCCAGCUGAAGUGCCUGCGGUGACUGAGGAGGAAAAGCCAGAAGAAAAAGUGUCAGUGGUCAUUCCCCCAAAGCCAGUGGCUGUGCCCAAGAAGCCUAUGGCUGUGCCCAAGAAGCCUGUGGCUGAGCACAAAGAAUCUGUACCUCUACCAAAGAAACCCGUGGCUGUGUCAAAGAAACCAGAGCCUGUGGCAGCGCCAAAGAUACCAGAGCCUAUGACUGUCCCUAAAACUCACGAAGUCCCUUCAGCUAAAGGUACAGACAUCAGUGACUGAACCUCUCAUCUCUUUAUUCUCUGAGUACUUUUUCCCUUCUUUCACCAAUGUAUACAUUGAUUAGGUAUCUGAGUGAAUUUUCGUAUUGUGAGUGGCUUAAUCUUUUGGGUCAUUGCACUUUUCAGUAUUGUACAUAUAUAUGUAUCUUAAUAUUCACCAAACUGAAAAUUUACUAAUAUCUUUAAAGCACCUGAAGUGCCAGAAAGGACUGUCCCAGAAGAGAAAGUGCCUCUUACAACGCCUAAAAAGCCAGAAUAUAAAAAACCGGAGCCUCCUUCAACCAAAGGUAUAUAUUGUCAGGAGGCACCUCCUGAGAAGAAAUGUUUUCUGUUUUUCCUCUUUUUCCUUUGUUCAUGAUAGAGUCUACAAAAUCUGUCAGGUGUAUGUAGUCUACCUUGGAAAGACUGUAUGAAGAACAAAGAGUCUUUCAUGGUUACGGUCUCUGUCACUAUGAUUUUCUGUGUGCUAGGUGUCUUUGUCAUUUUUAUAUGUCAUAUUUACCUUUAUAUGCACUCAAAUAAAAGGAACCAAUAUAUGUUUAUAGUGCUUGAAGUGCCCAAGAAACCUGUCCCAGAGGAUAAAGUACCUGUUGCUGUUCCUAAAAUAGCUGAACCACUACCAAGUCAAGGUACAUGCCAUCAUAGCUAUUACCAAAAGGACAGUCCUUUGUCCUGUACUUCCAAACAAAUGAUUUAAAAUAGAUUAUACCCUUUUUUCACGUUGUAAUGUUUGUAAAAUAUUCAUUUAGUAUUUUAGAUUAUACAAGUCAAUGUUUCUUGUAUCUCCUGUUAUAUUUUCAAGUUUGGAAAUAAAAUAUCACAGUCAAAAUUAAGUAUUUUCAACUGACAUAUACUCCUACAUAGGAUAUUCCUAACAAAGUGAGUCUCUUCAUAAGAUAACAAUAAAUUCCAACUAAAUCUGAGUCUCUCGAAAUCUAGUGUUUAUAUUGCUGUUACAAUUUGGAAUUAAUUGAGAGCACUGAAGUUUCUUCCUUCCAGUUACAAUGACUCACACACAAAUUUAAUGUUUUGUUUACCUUGUACACAUAAAAAAUACUAUCCUUCUCACAUUCUUGAUUCAUUCUUACAUAGAAAGAGAAUAAUUUUACCAAAGCAUGCAUUAACUGCAAAGGUAACAUAUACUGAUUCCUUAUCCUAAUGUGUAUUUGCCUGUGUCGACCAGAGUAACUUUCUUUUUACUGAUAUCUAUGUAAUUGUUCAUGUGAAACCGUCACUGGAAACUUACACUAGUUGUCAAUAUUCUUUAAAGAAUAUGAAAUCACAAAGGAGAUUGAGCCUGAAGAAGCUGAAGUGAUUCCAGUUGCAGAAGUAGCAGAAGCUUUACCAGUUGAAGGUAUAAAUGUACCCACCUAGAGGUUACAGGACACCUGUCUUUCAUCACUGUCCAGUCUUUUUCUUGCUUUCUCAUUCUUUGCACGUGUACCUGUAUGUUGUAGGUCUCUGUGCCACUCUUCCUCUGUUACUAUGUUUUGGAAAUGAGUUCUGAUGUCUUAAUUCUAAGUACAACAUAUAGAUUAUUUUAAAUGCUUUCUCUUCAUUUCUUGUGAAUGAAAGUCUUUCAAUCAUUUCAUUUCCCAUCUUUGUUCUCCUGUUUAUUAACAUGCUUUUUAAGUGAACUCGGAUAUUUGCAUUGCGUGUACACUGCAAAGCUAUAGUCUAAGGCUCUUUCAUACUCAUUAAUACUUAUUUCAACGAGAUUUUUUUUUUCAUUGACUUCAUUGGGAAUGGAAAAUUACCAUCUUGACAUCAGUACAUUACUCUUCACAUAAAUACUGUGGUAGUAAGCUUG
Cuculus canorus (common cuckoo) is the source of this 3017-nucleotide messenger RNA. RefSeq names its product protein tonB2-like. The record is from RefSeq and is a predicted model, not a curated record. Bases 744 to 1208 code for a protein of 154 amino acids. Lineage: Eukaryota; Metazoa; Chordata; Aves; Cuculiformes; Cuculidae. The transcript has 2 exons.